UGUGUCAUUUCUUUGUGUUCUUCUGUUUCAGGAUUGAUUUAAUUUUAUUUGUAUGUCAUCUCACUAAUCGUUACGUUCCCUUUCAGGUACCUAAAUCAUAGCCUUUCCUUCUAUCCUAAAUUUUCCCUAUUUUCUUUUUGAUUCCUCCAGGGUGUGCGGUCGCGCGUCUGCUCUCAUUUGCUGUGAAUGAGAGCAGCGGCUUCCACGUGGCCGCAUGUCCAGGUGCUGAUUAAAGGUAUAUCAAAUUCUUUCGAAGAUGAUAACCAGGUAUCAAUUCAAGCGCAAAACAAAGCCUCUGAAUUGGUGCAAGACCGUACGCAUUUACCUUCUCGAGGUUGCACCUGUUUUAAUACAGAAAAUGUGACGGAUCGUAUUAAUUGUAUUAUAACUUUAUGUUAUAUGUUCACUUAUUUUAUUUGUUUCUGAAAAGUAAAAUAAUGAACAUGAACAUGUGUUAUAUCAGUUAAUGAGGAGGAAAAGAAUUAAAAAUAUUGUUGAUAAGGAUAACAACGAUGUGAUGGGUUGCAUAUAGUUCCAUUGGAGACAGCUGUUUUGCUGCAUAACCUAAACAAGACAGGGUGAAGAGCCUGACAACAUGAAGCAGUUCUGGAAGUUUCUGCUGAGGAGGAGCUUACCUGCUGAUUCGUUGAAGAAGCUCAAUUUUGCCGUUUUGGGUUUGGGAGAUUCCAGCUACGUCAAGUAUAAUUUUGUGGCGAAACGAUUGAACAAGAGACUCGGACAGCUGGGGGCGCAUCAGUUGAUUCCGAUCGGUUUGGGCGAUGAUCAGCACGAUUUGGGAUACGACGGAGCCUCGGAUCCUUGGAUUGAAGCACUUUGGAUUAACGCUUUGAACGCUUUUCCUUUGCCUCAAGGAGUCUCUCCUUUGGAUAGGAAUCAGCCGGUGGUGCCAAGGUGGAAUGUUACUUCGAAAUUGUGUUUGGAGCCGAAAUCCGUCAAUAAGCAGCAGAGCUUGUACUAUUCCACGAGGACUUCCAAAGAAUUCUUUGUUACAAUCAUAGAUAAUGUUAGAGUUACUACAGACGACCAUUUUCAGGAUGUUAGAUUAAUUAAGCUGAAGACGAACGGACAAGAGUACAAUUCCGGUGAUGUAGUCGUGCUGAGACCUAGGAAUCUUCCAUCCCAGGUGGCCGAGUUCCAGCGGAUCUUAUUGGAGAACGACGUCGAUAUUCCACCCGAAACGAUUUUUAACCUAUCAGAAAGGAGCUCGGAUUUCCCGGUGCCGCCCCAUUUGCAAGGACCAAUCAGCUUCCAGCAAUUGUGCGAGGAGUACUUCGAUCUGACAUCGAUCCCGCGAAGACACACCUUCAGCAUCCUGGCGCAGCUGACGGACAGCGAGAUCGAGAAGGAGAAAUGCCUGGAAUUCACGACGGCCGAAGGACAAGACGACUUGUACAACUACUGCAACAGACCGAGGAGAAACAUCACCGAAGUGCUCGAGGAUUUCCGGCACGCCACGAAGAAUAUUACCAAGGAUAUACUUUUCGAGCUGCUUCAGCCGAUCAAACCUCGAGACUUCUCCAUAGCGAGCAGUUGCCGUUACCAUAGAGACGAGAUUCAUAUUCUCGUCGCGGUCGUCAAGUACAAGACGAAGUUGACGAAAGAACGGUUAGGGUUGUGCUCCAAUUAUCUUGCCGAUCUGAAGAGCGGAGACGAGGUUUCCGUGUGGUUGAAGAAGGGUAGUUUUAAGUUUCCGUUGAAUCCGGAAGAUCCGGCGAUCAUGGUCGGUCCCGGAACCGGCGUCGCGCCCUUCAGGAACUUCAUCUUCCAGAGAGUGAACGAAGGCGUCGCAAGCGCUGACAACUUGAUUCUAUUCUUCGGAUGUCGGAGCAGAUGCAAGGACUUCUACUGCAAAGACGAGUACGAGAGUCUUCAAGACGAAGGGAUGUUGCAUCUGAUAUGCGCCUUCUCCCGGGAUCAAGACGACAAAAUAUACGUUCAGCAUAAGAUCGCCGAGAAUGCGAAGGAGGUGUGGAGAGCGUUGGCGACGAGGAGGGCUCACAUUUUCGUUGCGGGAAAUUCGAAAAAUAUGCCGCAGGAGGUGCGCAGCGCUUUCGCACGAGUGUGCGUCGAGGAGGGCGGUUUGGACGAGGAGAAGGCGGAGGCUUUCCUCGCUCAAAUGGAGAAGACCAAUCAGUACCAAACUGAAACGUGGUCUUGAUGCAUUUUUCACCAAUAGUAUAAAAGGAAUUUUAAUAGGCAAAUUUUAUAUAUUUAUU
This is a messenger RNA of Nicrophorus vespilloides, 2237 nucleotides long. RefSeq names its product NADPH-dependent diflavin oxidoreductase 1. Lineage: Eukaryota; Metazoa; Arthropoda; Insecta; Coleoptera; Silphidae. Gene Ontology annotation, molecular function: flavin adenine dinucleotide binding; NADPH-hemoprotein reductase activity; FMN binding. The record is from RefSeq and is a predicted model, not a curated record. Gene Ontology annotation, cellular component: cytosol. The transcript has 6 exons. Bases 596 to 2179 code for a protein of 527 amino acids.